This is a messenger RNA of Strigops habroptila (Kakapo), 6685 nucleotides long. RefSeq names its product von Willebrand factor A domain containing 5B1 (gene VWA5B1). The transcript has 22 exons. Bases 245 to 4111 code for a protein of 1288 amino acids. Lineage: Eukaryota; Metazoa; Chordata; Aves; Psittaciformes; Psittacidae. The record is from RefSeq and is a predicted model, not a curated record.
GAGCUUUAAGGUCCCUUCCAACCCAAACCACUCUGGUUCUAUGGCUCUGACCCACCACAGCAGCGCUGACCUCUGGAGCUGCCUGUCCCCAGCCAGGCUUAACCCGAACCUCCCGCUUGUGCCAGCAGGGACGUGUUUGCCUUAUGCCUUCCCACCAGUGUCUCCAUCCCCAUCCCCGCCAGUGGAGCCAUCAAGCCGAGCUCGCUGUGUGUGACCCCACCAGCACCCACAGACCCCCGGGAAGAUGCCAGGGCUGAUUAACCGGGCCACCCGCUGCCCGCUGCCCCUCACCGCGUCCGAGGUGACCUCCUGUGUCAGCGGCUAUGCCUUCGGGAUGACAGCCUUGCUCACCUACCGCAACCCAGAACCACAGGCCUUGGAAGGUCUCUUUGUCUUCCCCUUGGAUGAGUGCACCACCGUUGUUGGCUUCGAGGCGGCCGUGUCCCGGCGUGCCGUGACCGUGCAGAUCAAAGACAAAGCCAAGAUAGAUGACACGUACUUCGGGAGCUGCAGCUUCCCUGAUGGAAGAGCUCGCGAUGGAAGUGGAAGGAUCCUGAUGGACGAGGACAUGGAGAGGAUUGCGUUUGUGGCUAACCUGGGCACGGUGCCUCCCCUGGAAAGCGUCUCCAUCUUCAUCAGCACCUCCUCCGAGCUGCAGACACUGCCCAGUGGGGCCGUGAGGGUCCUUCUGCCGGCUGUGUGUGUGCCCAGGGUCCCCCAGCCCAGCCUGGGCAAUGCCAGCAGCAUUCCCAGCCUCCAGCUCCGCACGGACAAGCACUACUGUGGACCGGGGAGCCCGGAGCCAGGGAGCAGGUUCUGCCUGGCUCAGCUGCUGGACGCUGAGGCCACCAACCCCUUCGAGUACGAGUUCAGCUUCCACCUCGAGAUCCGCGGGCCGUGCUUGCUGGCAGGUGUUGAGAGCCCCACACACGAGAUCCGAGCAGACGCCGACCCCUGCGCUCGCUCCGCCAAGAGCAUCGUGAUCACUCUGGCCAAUAAACACACCUUCGACAGGCCCGUGGAGAUCCUGAUCCACCCCAGCGAGCCCCACAUGCCUCACAUCUUAAUGGAAGAAGGUGACAUGACACCUGCAGAGUAUGAACGACACCUGAAGGGGAAGAACGAUUUCAUUAAAGGCACUAAGAAAGACCCCAGUGCUGAGAAAAAGAUGGAAAUCAUCAGGAAGCGGCUGAACAAGGACAUCCCCCAUCACCCUGUCAUCAUGCUCAGCUUCUGCCCCGACCUGGCGACCGUCCAGCCAGGCCUCCGGAAAGCCCAAGGAGAGUUUAUCUUCCUCAUAGACCGCAGCAGAAGCAUGAGCGGUGUGAACAUCAACUGUGUGAAGGAUGCCCUGUUGGUCAUUCUCAAGAGCCUGAUGCCAGCGUGUCUCUUCAACGUCAUUGGGUUUGGAUCCACCUUCAAGACCCUCUUUCCUGCCAGUCAGACUUACUGUGAGGAGAGCCUGGCCAUCGCCUGCGAGAGCAUCAAGAGGAUCCGGGCUGAUAUGGGUAGCACCAACAUCUUAUCCCCUUUGAAGUGGGUCAUUCGACAGCCCAUCCACAGGGGCCAUCCCCGCCUGCUCUUCCUGCUGACGAAUGGGGCCAUCAGCAACACAGGGAAGGUCCUGGAGCUGCUGCGAAACCACUCCUGCUCCACCAGGUGCUACAGCUUCGGCAUGGGGCCCAGCGCCUGCAGGAGGCUGGUUCGGGGGCUGGCUGCCGUGUCCAGGGGCAGCGCCGAGUUCCUGGCGGAGGGUGAGAGGCUGCAGCCGAAGAUGAUCAAGUCGCUGAAGAAGGCGAUGGCACCGGUCCUGAGUGACGUGUCUGUGGAGUGGGUCUUCCCCGAGAGCACCGAGGUCUUGGUUUCCCCCAUCAGCACCAGUUGCCUCUUCCCUGGUGACCGCCUGGUUGGUUACGGCAUCGUCUGCGACACCUCCUCGUACAUCUCCAACCCCAGAUCCGACAAGAGGCGACGGUACAGCAUGAUGCGCUCCCAGGAGUCGGGCAGCUCUGUUUUCUUCCACUCGCAGGAGGAGGGAGCAGGAAUGGAGAGCUGGAACCACUCCAGAGACCCGGAGGGCUGCUGCCCCGAUCGCCUGGUGGUGGGCAGAGAGCCCGGGGGAGAAUCGGACACGGACACCGGAAUGGAUGUGAAGGCUUCCUCCAGGAGGCGGGCAUACAGCACCCCCCAUGCCGCUGACCACGAGCCCUGCAGGAAGGUGCCCACAGCGAGUGAUCCCGACACUGCCCUGGGGAGGAACCCCCUGCGGAAAACCCACCUGCAGGACCUGCAGCAGGUCAGCCCCGAGCCCUGGCAGGGGGAUCUCCAGCCCUUCACAGCCAACCCCACGAGGAUGCUGGGUGCCCGGCGUCCAUCCCUGCUGCACCGGGGCUGCAUGUCCUUCUGCCACGACGCCGAGGCCCCGCCAGUGCUGGAUGGGCUGCAGCAAGCGGCAAGGGGCUUGGGACCACUCGAUGCCAGCAGGAGGCUGCGGUCCUCAUCAGACAGCCGGAGCCCCGGGGACCUGGAGUCUGCCCAGCAUCCUUCCUUCACGUUUGAAACGGAGACCUCCUCUGACUGGGAGCCCCAGGACUUGGACUUCAGCGCUGGCUGCGGCUCCCCACGUUCCCCCAGGACCCUCUGCAAGGCGGUGGUGAAAGGGCUAAGGAUGAACGAGCCCGUGCAGUGGGAGGUCACCUUUGAUAUCUGCCCUCUCUUCCGAGAGCGGGAGAGCCGAGAGGACGGUGACACGGACCCAUGGAGUGAGACCUUCCACCACCUGGCGGCCAAGUCGGUCACCCGGGACUUUGAGCAUCUUGCUGAGAGGGAGUGUGAAAUCGAGCAUGGGUCCGGGCGCCGGUACCAGGUCAACGCUGUCCACACCAGCAAAGCCUGCAACGUCAUCAGCAAGUACACAGCGUUCGUGCCGGUGGACCUGAGCACCAACACCUACCUGCCAACCAUCGUCGAGUACACACACACGGGGGCAGCAUCCAAGCAAGGCAGCCAGCGGAGCCUGAGGUCGGGAAACAGGAGGCAUCGUGGCUUUUCCCCUGGACGUCCCCACUCAGCUUGUGGCCAGAACGGAGAUGAUGGAUUUUACAGCAUGAGUGCGGAGGAGAGCAGCCUGUCACCCUGCAGCACCCCUUCCUUGUCUGCCUGGGAGCGCUGUGGGCUCCCUGAAGGGCCGCUACAGAGCCUGUCUGCUUCCUCUGCACAAGCCCAAAGAUCCAUCGAGAGCCUCUUUGCUGCUAGGCUCACCCUCAACAAAACCAGGCUGCUGAUGCGAGCUGCCAAGGGGUUCAUGAGUAAGUCUCCAAGCAGAGCGAGUGAAGGCAGCUCCGAGGGCGACAAUGAGAACAUAGACUACCUUCCCCUGGUGUCCCUGCAGCUGGCCUGUGGUGCCUUCCUCAUGAACACAGCCUUCUGUGAUGCCGUCAACAUCCCCAUGGAGAAGCUGAAGCGGACAUCUCCCUUCGCCUGCCACCGCCUGGCCCUCAGCCCCUCCAGCUCCUACAGCACCAAAGCCAGUCCCUCCACGGAGCACAAAAGACUCAGCUCCAACCAGCAGCUCCUGGUUCCCAAUGGGCACGGGAAGAGCCCCACCACCACAGACACCGCUUUGGGUGCGGAGGAUGCCGGGCGCCUCCGCCACUCCUCGGGCAGCGCGGUGGAAAGCAUCUCCAGAGCCCUGAGAGCCGAGAAGGAAUUGUCCCCCCCAGCCAUCACCAUCCGCCGCUUCUCCUCCCCAGAGAGCACGGCAGGCUCAGCGGGGUGGCAGGGCAGCAGCAGCCGGGGCUCGGGCACAGACAGCAGUGAGGUCCAAGCACUGCUCUUUGACAUGGAGCUGCAGCAGCAGACAGAGCCGGAGGGGAUGCUGUGGGCCACAGCGGUGGCCCUGGCCUGGCUGGAGAACAGCUCAGCUUCCUACUUCAUCGAGUGGGAGCUGGUGGCUGCCAAGGCCAGCCUGUGGCUGAGCCAGCAGGACUUCCCAGAGGGAUACAGCCUGGCCACGGUGAAAGCUGCAGCUCAGCAGCUCUUCGUGCUGCUCCGUCACUGGGAUGAGAAUCUGGAGUUCAACCUGCUGUGCUACAACCCGAGCAGCGUGUAAAGAGGGUGAGGAGAGGGGCUUGGGCAGCUCAGCCAGGAGGGUGCAGGAGCAGGGACCUCUCCUCAAGGAAACACCUCCAAGGAGCUCAGUUCAUCUGGUACGGGGACAGUGUGCGUUUAUUAGAGCCAGCCCUGCAGACAGCAGCAGCUCAGGCAAAAUCAGUGCUCAGCAGUUGGUAUUUUGCCCUGGGAAGGUACCCUCUGGCUGCCCGCGGUGGGUUGCUCUCUGUUUUUAAGUGGAGCAGCACCUCCAGCUACAGCAGCUCCCUCUGGUCCUGGCUUCAGCCCUGUUCCCAGAGCAGGUAUCCCCGGUGCCUGCUCAGCUUGCCCUGUCCUCACUUGGCUGCCUCUUCCCAGCCCCAAAUCACUGCCCAGCCCCGCUGCAGCCCCCCAGCCCUGAGCUGCUGCUCUGCUGGGGCUCCUGCCUGGCUCCUGCCAUCUCGGGUGGCUUUUGGUGAAGGUGAACCUCUGGCAACGUUCUCGUCUCGUGGACCAAAGGGAAUCCGAGCUGGGACUGACCAUCUGAAGAGCAGCCCCACUGUCCUGGCUGGGAGGAUGCUGCCUUGAGUCCAGCAAUGAGCCCGUCACAUCCACACGGUGCUGGCCCAGAGGGACUCUGUGAGACCCCUUGCAGCCAACAGCAUGCCUUAGGAGCUUCAGACGGGCCCUGAUUGAAGGAGGGGACCCAGCCCCUUGCGCUUGAUGCCAAAUCAAGAUCUCCUGCAUUCAAAUAAUGGAGGGAUUUUAUUCCCUGCCAAGGCUCUUCUUCACAUGAGCCUCCCAGGCACUGAUCUGUUGGUUCUGAACCUGCUGUUGAAUCCAGCAGCUCAAACGGUUGCUCUAUCAAGGAUAGAUAGCCUCAACCUGAGCUUGUGCCAUAGCCCCUGCAGCAUCUAUCCCGAGAGCCGCGGCCAGACCUGCCCUUGCCUCAACUCUCUUGAAGGGAAAAGAGGGGAAGAGCCCUCCCAGGCCACAUGGAGCCAUCGCUUUCCUCAUCUCUGCUUCUGGCAUUCGUGCUGCUGAAAGCCAAGAGGUGGCUGGAUGCAAAUUGCAUCCCAGAAAUCCCACAAAUUCCACAGAAGAGGUGGCUGGACACACACUGCAGCUUUGUUAUCCACUGUCAUUGACAGCAGACUGAGGGCAUCCAGAAGCUGAUGGAAAGAGGAGGAGGAGGCAGGGAGGAGAAGCUGAGGGUGGGCAGUUUUCCACCAGAAGCUCACUUGUUAUUAGGAGUCAGUGGUGUUCCCAGGGGGAAACAGAGGCUCCAGGUUUUGGGGUAUCUUCAGUUUUCUGCUGGGAAAGGCCCCAGUUCUGGUUGGCUUGGUCUGGUUUUGUCUGGGGGCUUAGAAAACUCAAAGGAAAUGCAGUCAAUGCACAGGCACAAGGGUUUGGGGCCCACUACUGAGGGGAGACAGGUAAGAAGGGGAGUGUAAGAGCUGAAAACCAGCUGCAGAGAGUUGGGAAACUGAGGAACUGGGGGGCUAUGGGAAAGGCUGUCUCCUCCUUAAAGAAACCUUCCCAUGGAGGAAAGCAUCCCCCCGUUCCCUAGCAAAGCACCGUGAGCAGGAGCUUUGCGCCAAAUCUGUGUUAUUUCUGAGCAGAGCUGGUGGAGAUCAGCAGGAUUUGAGCUCUCGAGCAAAGCCUACCUCUUGUUUUCUGUCUUUCCUCAGCUCCCUGCCCACCACCACCCGCUCUGGCCCCUGUGGCUGUACCAGAGCAGGGUUAAUUCCCAGGGCAUGAGCAUCUUGGCCCUCCUGCAGUUACUAUUGAGCUGGUUUCUGACCCCUUGCUUCUCCCAAAACACUCAGAAGCUGCCCAGUGCUCUGUUAAUCUGGAGCCAUUGGGACAACGAGUGUCAGCCCCACUCUGGACUCACCAGAUCCCUUGUUCUGGAUUUAGGAGCAAGCACGUGGCAUUGGCGCAGCCCUUCCUCCAUCCCCUUGUCUUUCAGGGAAGGAAAAGGAGAUGAAAUGGGUGAGCCCCUUUUGGAGCCUGAUGCUGCUCUCACUGAGCUCUUGCUUCUCUAGCCCCAAGCUGUGCUGUACACGCUGUCUCUGCCCAGUGCUGGGGCUGGCUCAGCAUCGGAAGAUGCUCCAGGAUGGUCCAUGCUGGGACAUGAAGGGGGUGAGUCUCCUUAAACCUGCUGCCUGGGACACAAGGAGCUGGUGCCCUCACUCCCGUGCUUCCCAAUUCUCUCCCUGUGCCAACUGGAGCUCACUGCUCAGCCCCAGCAGCAUUGCACCCUGCCUGGUCAUCCCAGGACGGGCUCUCCUGCAGGAUCCAUCCAGUGGCAGCUCCACGGAUCAAGUGCCUACGGAGGGAAUCGCACGCCGUGGCUGCAAUGCCCAUGGAGCCCAUCAGAAACCUAUUGCCUUUUGCUCCCUCCCUUGGCAUGUAGCAGCCUCGUGGUGUUUCAGCAGGUUUAUGUUUCGUGUCUGUCUGUCUGUGGAGGGUAAGUGGUACCCGGGUCUGUGAGCAUCCCUCCGGUCCCUGCUCUCGGGGUCCCCUCUCCGAGGUCGUGUUCUCUGUUGCAGAAGUGGUGUUGUCCCAGUAAAUCACAGCCUGCUUCACUGCC